AUGAGAAAUUAUGAAAUUACCUCCGAUUCUCAUUGCUAUCUUAUCAUAAAUGCCGGCUUUUUUUUGGAUAAUGCAGACAACUUAGAAGGUUAUGUAUUAUGGACAACUGAGCCAAAUACGCAAAAGCAGUAUAAUUCGUUAAUUGCCAGCAACAUAAAUUACGGCGAUUUUAGUCUGGAAAAAUAUGCUUGUAAAAGGAAAACGCCGUAUUAUGCAGCUAAUGCUGAGUUUGUUGAUUUUCUUAGCAAUUUAAAAAAGUUAAGAGAGUUAGCCGGAGAUCAUGAUCAAGUGACAGCUUACAUGAGGGCGAUCGCAUCCAUUAAGGCAUUUCCUGAGCGUCUCCAAAAUUUAGGUACAUUAAAACGAUUGCCAUACUGUGGGGAAAAAAUAGUAUUUCUUUUCACUCUCUACAGCAGAGGAGACUAUAUGAGUGAGCUCGCAGAAUUAAGGGACAAAAAACAAGACAACUGA
Schizosaccharomyces japonicus yFS275 is the source of this 471-nucleotide messenger RNA. RefSeq lists its product as hypothetical. The record is from RefSeq and is a predicted model, not a curated record. Bases 1 to 471 code for a protein of 156 amino acids. Lineage: Eukaryota; Fungi; Ascomycota; Schizosaccharomycetes; Schizosaccharomycetales; Schizosaccharomycetaceae. Gene Ontology annotation, molecular function: DNA-directed DNA polymerase activity; DNA binding. Gene Ontology annotation, biological process: DNA repair; DNA biosynthetic process. The transcript has a single exon.